This is a messenger RNA of Melanaphis sacchari, 2664 nucleotides long. RefSeq lists its product as uncharacterized. The transcript has 6 exons. Gene Ontology annotation, biological process: engulfment of apoptotic cell; apoptotic process involved in development; phosphatidylserine exposure on apoptotic cell surface. The coding region runs from base 587 to 2554 and encodes 655 amino acids. Lineage: Eukaryota; Metazoa; Arthropoda; Insecta; Hemiptera; Aphididae. The record is from RefSeq and is a predicted model, not a curated record. Gene Ontology annotation, cellular component: plasma membrane.
GAGGUGCUCGCGGGUGCAUGCGCUUGUGCGUGUGUGUGUGUGAGUGUUCGUCGUUCAUCGUCACAUCUCCGCAGCAUCACUCUCUCGCACACUGCCGCGGCAUACAAUCGAAACGGAUAACGUCGGACAACGGGCGAAUCGCGUACGAUCGUUGUACACUCCGAGCCGUUUGGUUGAUGAACAAAAAAAUUAAAAACGUACCUACGACGACGACAGAACAAACGGUGUCGUCGAGCGGUUGCCGUCGAUAUUUGAAGGCAAAACAUUAUUAUCAACGGCGGUCUUUGUUGUUUUUGUCAUCCGCAUUUUCGCGCGUUUGACAAGGUAAGUGGCGCAGCUGGUCGUCGUCCGUCGACCGUCACGUCCGCACGGUGAGAUAACGAACGAUAUCGUGACACUGUUGACGCCGCGUCGAAUCGGCGCAGAGACUUCCGGCCCGUUCCGCGGUUCCGCAGUUCCGUUUCUCGCGGUGAUGACUCCUACGUCUGUCCGACUCCGCGGUGCCAUGACUUAGACCCGCGCGACGUCCGUUAAAGUCUCCGGUCGUCGUUACGGCCGCGACGACGACGGGCCGAAACAUGAUCACAUGGCCCAGUAUGAGUUCCUGCCGCUGUGCGACGUGCUGUUCAACAUCAUCUCUUUGGCCGCGUACUUCUGCGACAUCGUGUUCGACGUGGUCAUGGGCUACGCGCUCUACUCGCAUGGCCGCUACGUGCCGUUCGUGCUGACCAUGUUGUUCGUCGGCGCGUCUGCCACCGUCGAGCAGACCAUGUCGCUGCGCUGGUACCUGGCCGCGCGAACCGUCGGCGACAAGUCAACGCUUGCCGACCGGCUGAAACGGUCGGCCGUGCAAGCGUUGCACUUCGUCCAGCUGGGCGUCCUGUGGAGGUACUUCAAGCUGUUCCUGCCCGUCGACUUGCGAUACGUCAAGUUCGAGGUGCGCGACCUAUGCAUGCUGCGCCUGUUGCACGCGUUCUGCGAGUCGAUGCCGCUGCUACUGUUGCAGUCCUACCUGCUGUGGACAGACGGAGGCGGUGAUCGCAAACACCUGCGCGACCUCAACAAAGUAGCCGUCACGCUGUCCACCGUCAGCGUGUGCUGGGCCCUGGCGUCGUUUGGCAAGAACGUACGCAUGCAGAAUGUCCACAGGCUAGUCCUCACGUGGCUCGGAGUCAUAUUUCAGUUCCUGUGGCGUUUGGGUACCGUCGGGGCCAGAGUCAUUUCGUUGACCGCCUAUGCCGCUAUGUAUAAAUAUUGGGUGCUGUUGGUACUCGGUUUACAUUGGUUGUCUAUGCUGUUGUGGUUACACUCGCCUAAAAAUGUGUUUCACGGUGAACGGAUGUCUCCUAAGCGUAAAGCUUUUUUGUUCGCACUAUUAGCUUUUGUAUUCACGUUUGAAUACGUUAACCUACUAGAGAACAACCAUAGAGAAAAAAUGCUAAUGUUUUAUGUGGUGAUGGCGUUAGAAAACGCUCUUCUCAUGUUUGUAUGGAGCAUUGGCAGUGGUGAUGCAGUCAAACCAUUUAUUGUUCUUGGGCUGUUCUGUUGUGGUCUUGUAUUCAUGGCAAUUUAUUAUCAGUUUUUUCAUGUAAGAAGAUUAAAAUAUGAAUCUGGAGGCAGACUGAGCAAUGCUACUAAUAGUAAUAACUCAACAGCAAAGUUAGCAUUAGAAGCCAAGUAUAAAGAUCAGAUAAAUGUGCCUAAUGGCAAGAAUGAUCUUAUGAGAAGGCACAGUUUCAGUAGUGUUUAUGAGAACAUACCACCAGGUGGUUACCACAAUCAAACUAUUGGUAAUGAACCACCUCCAACCUUACAAAGAAAUCAGAGGUAUUUCAGUGCAUUGCCAGCAAGUGUACAUAAUGGUAUUCCGGGCGUUUUUAAUUGUCGUUUCACUAACCCAUAUGUGGCAGCUAUGCAAAAGCGUAAGAAAAAAAAACCAACUACUUUUGUACCACCACCAUCUGGUACAAGUGGUCGAGAUAGUGUUGCAUUUUGGUGCAAACCACCACCAUCCAACCAUAGCCAACAGGGUUCCAGUGAAAACGAGAGUGCCAGCUCUCAUGUAGAUAUUCGGCAGAAAUUACAAGAAAAAAGACAAAACCAACUUGCUGAACUCCGAGCUAUUGAAGAGGAAAUUAGGCAAGGCAAGUUAAAGGACCCAACAGAAAAUGGAGAAGUACUUUUGUCUCCUCAGGAUUACCUGCAACAACAAAAUUGGAUUGCUCCACCUUAUAGCGCUCAAGAUAACAAUACUCAACCAAAUGACCAAGUUUUCACAUUGAUGUACAAAUCGUACAAGUCGCCAUCAGAUUUAGACUCACAGAUAUCACUACCGCGUUCAUACACACUGCCUAGAGAGUUUAAAUUCUACAGAAAAGUAAGGCCAAGAAAAACUAUACGCUCUGAUCAUUUUGUUGCAUCCACAAAUUCAAGUGAUGGAGAUGUGGACUCUGGUGAUGAUGAGUCAGAUACCUCGCAGCCAAAAUUAUCACCCAGACCCUUGCGACUACCUGGUCGCAAUGCUCUCACCACUCGACAUGAAACCAAACUAUAGGCCUUGUAGAUUAAAAAACUAAAUGAAAUUAAUAAUUUUCUAUUUUUUUUUUUUUUAUCAGGUAUACAUGAAAUAUUUUGUAAAUAUUGUUUUGUACGAUGUUUUAUUAU